AUGAGUGGCCGCGCGCCGCUGGCCGAGAAGGCGCUGUCCGAGGGCUACGCGCGCCUGCGCUUCCGGGACACCUCGCUGCUCGUGUGGCAGCAGCAGCAGCGGGAGCUGCAGUGGGCGCCGGCCGGGUCCUACCUGAGCCGCAGCCGCAGCACGUGGUACUCGCAGUACGGGAACCAGGCCAUCUUGGUCCGCGACAGGAACAAGCUGGAGGCCCCCCGGGACACGGGCCAGUCCAAGUUCUGCACGGUCAUGUGACGG
Lepus europaeus (European hare) is the source of this 258-nucleotide messenger RNA. It is a transcript of the gene BRD3OS, whose product is annotated as BRD3 opposite strand. Lineage: Eukaryota; Metazoa; Chordata; Mammalia; Lagomorpha; Leporidae. The record is from RefSeq and is a predicted model, not a curated record. The coding region runs from base 1 to 255 and encodes 84 amino acids. The transcript has a single exon.